Messenger RNA from Amaranthus tricolor (Joseph's coat), 795 nucleotides. RefSeq names its product probable LRR receptor-like serine/threonine-protein kinase At2g16250. The record is from RefSeq and is a predicted model, not a curated record. The transcript is spliced from 2 exons. Lineage: Eukaryota; Viridiplantae; Streptophyta; Magnoliopsida; Caryophyllales; Amaranthaceae. Gene Ontology annotation, molecular function: protein binding. Bases 1 to 795 code for a protein of 264 amino acids.
AUGAUUGCUCCUCCACUCUGUACCCUUCCUAGAAGGUGGCUUAAUGGAGGUAAAAGAUGCAUUAGCACUAUUGGGUUUGAAGCCCGCAGGGCGGAACUUUCUGUGUACAGUUUUGCUAUGAUUAAUACUAUUACCUUUACACCAAAAAAAUCUUGUUCUCAACAUAGUACUUGGCCUGUACUGUUUGUGAUCUAUAAUUUGCCACCUUGGUUUAGAAGAACUAGAUUUGGUGAUUUAAACCCACAAUUUGCUGUUGAUUCUAUUGGUAAUUUGACCAAUUUAGUGUCUUUUAAUGCUUCUUCAUUUGAACUUCCUGGUAUUAAGGGGUUUAUACCUUUAAGUUUGGGAAAUUUGUGUAGGUUAAAUACUUUGAUUCUAUCUCAAAAUAAUCUUAGUGGUAUUGUCCUUUCUACUUUAAGUCAACUUGUGAGUCUUUCAAUUCUUGAUCUUUCCCACAAUUUGCUUAAUGGGUCAAUUCCAGAAUCAUUUGCCUCCCUUAGGAACCUCUCGUCCCUCGACUUAUCAUCGAAUUUCCUAUCUGGGUCGAUUCCUCGUGGUAUUGGGGUUUUGCAGAAUCUAAGGACCUUGAAUUUUUCCAAUAAUAGGUUUGUGUCUGAUGUCCCACCUCAACUUGGUGAUCUUACUGGUCUGAUUGACCUAGACCUUAGUUUUAAUUCUCUAGGCAGUACGUUGCCUUCGGAUUUAAAGGGGUUGAGGAGUUUGAGAACUUUCGCGGUUGGGAACAAUAAGAUUUUCGAUUCAUUGCCAAAUGGAAUAUUUGCAGAACUGAAAUGA